This is a messenger RNA of Papilio polytes (common Mormon), 2620 nucleotides long. RefSeq names its product centromere protein F-like. The coding region runs from base 145 to 2595 and encodes 816 amino acids. The transcript has 5 exons. The record is from RefSeq and is a predicted model, not a curated record. Lineage: Eukaryota; Metazoa; Arthropoda; Insecta; Lepidoptera; Papilionidae.
AAGUAUAAUCCUACCAAAUAAAAUCGGUUUAUGGGCAAAUGACAUUGUAUAAAAAGAUAUAAAUUUUUAAAUUAUUGACUUAAUAGUCGUAUGAAAAGUUGCAAUAAGAAUAUUGGGGUACAAAAUUAAAAUAAACCCAACAGAAUGAGGCGUUCAGGUAAACAUAGAAUAAAAGAGGAGCGUCCUGAGACUUCUGCAUCUAUUUCCAAUGUACAAGAUCGUGAUUUGACGUAUUUCAUUCACGACAGAGUGGAGUUAAUGCAUCAAGUGUUUUCCGUGCUUAAACCUAAGGAAAUAAAAGCUAUGGUGCCGCAUUGUGUUCAGCACAUAUCUUUAAACGAUUUACAAGAGCUUUGCACGGAGGAGGUUCUAGGCAUCAGUUCGAAGCGUCUUUGUUCUAUAUUAGACGGGGCAGAGCCUCCGAGCGAUACAGAAACGUCCAGCGACUCAUCUUCAGGUAGAGUUGAGACAAUAUCGCUUGACAGCAUAUCCUCUGAUGAAGAAAUAUUGAGUCAAAGUAGCGGGAAAAAGAAAAAGCAUAAACAUUGUCGCCACAAAUCCAAGUCGAGAGAUAAACGUAAAUCAUCAUCAGAGGAAUCUGAUAAUGCAGAGAAGAGCACGGCAUCACGCGCAGGGCUGACAGUACUGGAGUUGUUGGAAUUGCAAGCACGAGCCAGAGCGAUACGAGCACAACUACAGCAAGAGCAAAUAAGAGAUGUGAUAGAGAACAAAGCACCGGAGACGCAGCAUGUGUCUGAUGAUGAUGUGGAAAUCAAGGAGGAGCCCACCGAGAUUGUGGAAAUCAGCAGCGAUGAGGAGAAGCCCAAGAUCGAAGAGUUACAAAAAGAAAUAACAAAGCCAACUAUAACCGCGCCAAUAAUCAACGAACCAAUCAAAGAAUCGCACAAAAUUACAAAAAAGAUAAACGAUCUAAUAAUAACAGUACCACAAACGAAACAUACGAGAAAAAUAAAACUCAACCGUACACCGGCUGCUAGUACAACAAAUCCAAUACAAAUAAAUAAUACAACUAAAGAAAAACCACAAGAAUCGAUCAGAAUAGAUAGGACUAUAGAAAACACUCAAAAGGUAACCAAAGAGAAACAAAAGAGAAAGAUAAAAAAGAAAGGAAAGGAUAAAAAGAAAGAAGGCAGCGAUCACGACGAAAUAACCUUACAACUAUCAGAUUCAGAGAAAAUGGAUUUAUUAGAGAAUUUGGAUAGAAAGAACUACGAUAGCGUUUCAAGUUCUAGCACAGAAGAUUCUGAAAGCAGUUCCGAUAGCGAAGAAGAAAAGGAACAUUCCCUAACUGGAAAAACACAAAUCACAGAAGGUGACGACAAAACCUCUGAAUCGGUAAUCAUUGAAGAAACUGAUGUAUGUGAAGUGAAAGAUGCUAACAAUGAAAUUAUUGAACCAAUUACUGAAGUAAUUGAUAUAAAUGAAGGAAAUAAUUCGGAGGGUACAUCACAAAAUCAGAUUGACAAAAAACAUACCAAUACUAAAAGUACAGAAAUUACAAAGGAUACGCAAAACGAAGUCAUAUCUUUAGACGAGGGUAAAAACAAUGAAGUUAACAAACUUGAAAUACUUGAUAAUACUAUAAAAGAAAUUGAGGAUAAUAUUAUAAAAUCUACGAAAGAAACGGAAAAAUCUGACGGUGAAUUAUCAGAUCGUGAAAGUUCGGAAAUUGAAACGUCUGAAGUUAGACCUGAAGUAGUUUGCAUUUCCGACGACGAUUUAAAUAAGAAAAACCACAAAAAGAAAAAGAACAAAAAGAAAGAUAAGAAAUCCAAGAAAGAAAAGAAAACUAAAAAUCAGGAUUUUCGUAAUGGCGCCGAUCAAAAUUUCUAUACAGAAGUCGAAUCAAUUAAAACAGAUGAUUUGAUUGGUGUUCCAGAUAUUCCAGAAACCAGCGUACAAGAAAAUUGUAUAGACGUAAAUGAAAUUCUAGAACUUUCCGAUGAAUCUUCUUGUAACGGUGAAGAUGGUACUACAGUAUUAUCUAAAGAGCCAACGGCUGAAGAAAUUGAAGCACUUUCAGCUAAAAUAGACGAAAUAGAUAGAGAAAAUAUCAUCACUGAUGAGGAAAUAAUAGAACACGAACGAAUACAAGCUUCUAAAGAAGUCGCAGAAGCAGAAGAAAUAUCUUGGAAAGAUCGAUAUUUGGAUAGCAAGAAAGUAAAAGAUGUUUUAACUACAGCAAAUAUUCUAAACGCUAUAAGAAAGAAGAAUAAGGACUUAAAAAGACAGUUAGAAGAAUCUAAAAUGGAGAAUAAGAAGGAAGUCGAAGUUCCAGAAAAGAUAGAAACGGAGAAUCUAGAAGAAGGUUCAAUAGAACAAUACAAUACACUAGAAGGUUCCACAAAAUACGUAGAUCCGGUUAAGGAAAAUGAAGAUCUGACGAAUGAUAGCAAAGUGACAAAGGAAAUGAAGAAAGAUGCAAAACAGUUACUUAAAAUGUAUAAAAAACUGUUCAAAUACAACGACAUGACGCGAGAGAAAGAUCCUAAUAAAAAGAAAAAGAAAAAAAAGAAGACCAAAGCGGAGAAAGACAAAACGGAAGCUAAUACUGAAGCGAAAAUUAGUUCUUAAGGUUUAUUAAAUAGUUGAAAUAUUA